This is a messenger RNA of Vidua chalybeata, 1158 nucleotides long. Its product is annotated as cleavage and polyadenylation specificity factor subunit 1-like. Gene Ontology annotation, molecular function: protein binding. The record is from RefSeq and is a predicted model, not a curated record. The transcript has 12 exons. Lineage: Eukaryota; Metazoa; Chordata; Aves; Passeriformes; Viduidae. The annotation marks the transcript as partial. Gene Ontology annotation, cellular component: nucleus; mRNA cleavage and polyadenylation specificity factor complex.
AGUGACAGUGACACAGGGUCACUGAGCUCGCUGCCCUUCGACUGCACCCAGGCACUGCCUGUCCCCAAACCCAUCGGAGGAGUGGUGAUCUUCGCUGUGAACUCGCUGCUGUACCUGAACCAGAGCGUGCCCCCGUACGGGGUGGCGCUCAACAGCCUCACCUGCGGCACCACCGUCUUCCCGCUGCGGGUCCAGGAGGGCGUGAGGAUGACUCUGGACUGUGCCCAGGCCACCUUCAUCUCCUAUGACAAGAUGGUCAUCUCGCUCAAGGGGGGGGAGAUCUACGUGCUGACGCUGAUCACGGACGGGAUGCGCUCCGUGCGCUCCUUCCACUUCGACAAAGCGGCCGCCUCCGUCCUCACCACCUGUAUGGUCCCUCUGGAGCCGGGGUAUCUGUUCCUGGGGUCCCGCCUGGGGAACUCCCUCCUGCUCAGGUACACGGAGAAGCUGCAGGAGCCCCCGGCCGGGGCGGGCAAGGAGGGGCCCGACAGACAGGAGGAGCCCCCGGUGAAGAAGAAACGCUCGGAGCCAUCGGGGCCAUGGGCAGGGGGGAAGCCGCAGGCGCAGGACGAGGUGGACGAGAUCGAGGUGUACGGCAGCGAGGCGGCCUCGGGGACACAGCUGGCCACCUACUCCUUCGAGGUGUGUGACAGCAUCCUCAACAUCGGGCCCUGCGCCAACGCCGCCAUGGGGGAGCCAGCCUUCCUGUCCGAGGAGUUCCAGAACAGCCCCGAGCCCGACCUGGAGAUCGUCCUGUGCUCAGGGUACGGCAAGAACGGGGCGCUGACCGUGCUGCAGCGCAGCAUCCGGCCGCAGGUGGUGACCACGUUCGAGCUGCCCGGCUGUUACGACAUGUGGACGGUCACCGCGCCCCCGCCGCGGGAACAGCCCGAGGUGGCCCCGGGGACCAGCGCGGAGCCCGAGGCAGCGACGGCGGCUCCGGAAAGUUCUGAGGAGGACGGGGAACGUCACGGGUUCCUCAUCCUGAGCCGCGAGGACUCCACCAUGAUCCUGCAGACGGGCCAGGAGAUCCUGGAGCUGGACACGAGCGGCUUCGCCACGCAGGGCCCGACCGUGUUCGCAGGGAACCUGGGCCAGGGCCAGUUCAUCGUGCAGGUGUCACCUCUGGGGCUGCGCCUGCUGCAGGGCGGUGAGUGA